Messenger RNA from Cynara cardunculus var. scolymus (artichoke), 1851 nucleotides. Its product is annotated as protein MOS2-like. The transcript is spliced from 2 exons. Lineage: Eukaryota; Viridiplantae; Streptophyta; Magnoliopsida; Asterales; Asteraceae. Gene Ontology annotation, biological process: mRNA splicing, via spliceosome. Gene Ontology annotation, cellular component: spliceosomal complex. Gene Ontology annotation, molecular function: nucleic acid binding. The coding region runs from base 97 to 1470 and encodes 457 amino acids. The record is from RefSeq and is a predicted model, not a curated record.
AAUCCGAAGAGGAAAUUGCUCCCGUCGAUCCGAAUAUAAAGACCUCUUUGGUUCCACGCCCCACCAUCACCAUCUUCAUCCUGCUCGCAAGAUACCAUGAAACUAUCCUUUUCUCUUUCAUCAUCAAAACCCCCAAAACCCACCUUAAAAUCUUCCGGAGAUCAAUCAUCGUCGUCUGUGAAAAGAGAAUUCGUCACAGAAUUCGAUCCAUCCAAAACCCUAGCCGAUUCCAAUUCCAAAACCCAUGUUAUUGCUCCGAUUUCCAACGAAUGGAGACCUCAGAAGAAGAUGAGGAUAAUCGAUCUGCCCGUCAAAUCCGACGACCCCAAUCUCGAGUUCGAAGUCGUCGACUCUGCCGUCGAGCCCACCGACCCUAACAUCACUUAUGGUCUCAAUCUUCGUGCCAAGAAAGAAUCCGAUCCCGAUCCGGAACCGAAACCCGACAGAUUUCAAUCGACUUCUUCGAUUGACAACUUGAUGUUAAACAAGUUGAAAAACGAUCUAGACAGGUUGCCGGAGGAUAGAGGAAUGGAUGAGUUUCAAGACGUACCUGUGGAGGACUUUGCAGCUGCUUUGUUAAAAGGUUAUGGAUGGUAUGAAGGAAGAGGCAUAGGAAAGAACGCUAAAGAGGAUGUUAAGGUUGUAGAAUAUAAGAGAAGAGCUGGGAAAGAAGGGCUAGGGUUUGUUGAUGAUCUCCCCGUUCCUCCAACCAAUGAUAGCAAUAACAGAGCUGCAAAUACCAAACAAGAAGGUGUUAGUAAUGGGGAAAGACGACAGAAGAUCCAUGUGGGAAAGGAUGUUAGGGUAGUGGGAGGGAAUGAAGCUGGAUUGAGAGGUAGGAUUGUGGAAGUGAUUGCGGGUGGUGAUCAGGUUAUUUUGAAGCUUUCAAGAAGCCAGGAGGAGGUUAUUGUUCAUGCCCGAGAUGUUGCUGAUUUAGGUUCUGUUGAAGAAGAGAGAUGCUUAAAGAAGCUUAAAGAGAUUAGCAUAAGGGGAAAGGAGCAGGGGUCGAGUAGAGGUGACAGAAAGAGUAAAGAUUCAGCGGGUAGUCGUAAUGAUAGUAAAAGGAGUCUGGAAAUACACGAAAUCAGUGCGAGUUCUUCGGUGUCUUGGUUAAACAGUCACAUUAGAGUUAGAAUUAUCAGUAAGGAGGUAAAAAGAGGGAGAUUGUAUCUGCAGAAGGGUGUGAUUGUGGAUGUUGUAGGUCCAACUACUUGUGAUAUUUCUAUGGACAAUAGUAGGGAGCUUAUUCAAGGGGUGGAACAAGAUUUUCUUGAAACUGCACUCCCUCGGCGUGGUGGACCUGUUCUUGUUUUGUAUGGUAGGCAUAAGGGUGUUUAUGGGAGUUUACAGAAGAAGGAUAUGGAUAACGAAACCGCAGUUGUUCGUGAUGCAGACACACAUGCCUUACUUAAUGUACGAUUAGAGCAAAUCGCUGAAUAUGUUGGUGAUCCUGAUGAUAUUGGAUACUGAUUUGAUGUCACUUUUCAGGAUAUGGAAGAGAUGUGAAACAUUGUUAGACUUCCCCUUUACAACAUUAGUCUUUUUCCAGCAUAGUUUGACAUAUUUCUGGCCCUGGGCAGCUAUUAUUGAUGUAAACCUCAUUUGCAUAGACGAUAAACUACAAAUCAGUAACAAUGAAGUCCCUUUUCAUUAUUGAAAUGUCAAUUAUUCAACUGAUGGGUAUCUAACAUGUAGAUUCUAAAGUUCCAUGUUGACCAAAAACAUCACAGACAGACCAAGUGAAGCAAGGUUUCCAGGGCUACUUUGACCAAAAUGGUUAUAGGAUGUUAGAAAUUGAAGACUUUAAUAAAGUCAUUUUUAUUGAGGCUAAAUGCAAAUUACUUGGUCUCU